UGACGUCAGAGUAGAGCUAAGGUUUCCCAGAUGGCAGUGCGGUUUAGAAAACCUGACAAUGUAUGGUCGACCGCCAUUCUGGUGGCUGAACUUCGGUCACUCGCUUGGCAGAAGUGCCGUAACCUAGGAGUAUUCCAUCGACCCAAUGCAGUUCUCUCCUAUAGAGAUAAAAGAGAGGCUUACAAGGGCUCUUGACGAAGACAACAAUGUUUCGGACAUACCUGCUGUCCUGGAGGUUAUUGCUACCUUGGAGAGUUACCCUAUUACACGUGAAGCACUUGAGCAAACUAGAUUGGGGAAAUUGGUCAAUGAACUCCGUAAAAAGACUACAAAUGAUGAUCUGGCGCGGCGAGCCAAGAGACUGGUUCGGAGCUGGCAGAAACUCAUCUCGCCACCAACAGAUGGCACCACUGUCAAUGGAGAACGGAUAAAUACCAAUUCUCCAAGUCCAGGAAUGACUGUUUUAACUGGAUCUGCUGGCUCUAUGCCAGUUAGUCCAGCAUCCCUUCGUUUUUCCCCAGGCCUUGUGAAAUCUAGUCCAUGUGGAAUAGCUGUGUCGAGCAAAAACAACUCUCCAUGUUUACGAGUCAAUGCAACACCAGGAACUCCAAGAUUACAUCCAACAUCUUUGAAAGUUGAUCCUAAUGGUAUUCAACGAUCAAAUAUAUCUCCUAAAUCUGUUUGUCCUUUACGAGGUGUCGCACCAUUAACGUCAACCCCUAAAGGACCGAUAUCCCCUAAAACUAUGUGCCCUCGAAGGGCAGGCCUUCCUUCAUCUUUAACUCCAAAACAACAUAGUCCAAGUAUACCAUUAUCUUCAACCCCUAAAGGUAAUUGUCCGAAUGGUCCCUUUAAGAACAGUGCCUCUUCUGACGGCCGUUGUGAAAAUAAUCUAAUGAGUAAUCAGACGUAUAGUCCAACAAGAAGUACUGAGCGUAAUUGUAUGUCAAAGGAAAAAAACUCAUUAUCAAAAGUUGGUUCACUACAUCCAGGGAAAUGUUCUCCUAUAAUAAAUCAUUCCAGGGAUCGCAUUAAUGCUGGCACAUUGAAUGAUCAAAAACCUACACCCAAAGGUAAAUUAUCUAAUAGAAAACGGACUUGUAACGAUUCGGGUGGUGCACCUCCAGCCAAACGCUCAGUUCCUGCUGACAAAUAUGUUAAAGAUUUACAUUCAAAAGAAAAGACAGUUAAUGGUAUAUCGCGUAAUGUUUGCCAAAAUUUGGAAACUUUAGAAAAGAAAAAAUCAGGCAAUGUUUUGCCCAAAUCCAAAUCUGUGAUGGACAAUUUAUUUACAUAUAUGAGUGGUGACAGUAAUGACUCGUUUAAGAGCUCAACUAGCAAACGUAAUUUGACUUUCCAUGCAAAGCAAGAUAAAACUAAAACCUCAAAAGUUAAGACUACAGCUCAGUUGAUAGCAGAGCUGCGAGCUAAAAGUGGUUCUACUGGUUCACAACUAAGAGGCGAUAUUAUAGAUAAAUUAAAGAGGCAACCGUCUCCUAACAGUCUAGAUGUUCGAUUAAAAUCUGGCAAGCAUAAAGCUAGGCCAAUGUUGAGUCAGACUAAGACAGAACUUGUUGAAAGGUUUCUCAAAAAUUCUAUACGACCUAAUCUAAAAGAUGAAUCAGAAUAUCUGGAACUUGACCCCUGUAGAUUGCUGGAAUGUGACUUGCCCAAUGGCCAGACUCCUAUGGAGAGAAGCUUGGGCUCUUCAAGUAGUACAGCACAAGAAGUCUCUUCCAAUUCCAACCAUUUGUCACUGUUAGAAAUCUAUAACUCUCUUCCACCUUUGAAUCUUGAUAAAAUCGACUGGGAUGACGAUAAAUAUGAAGUGACAGAGCAUACGGAACCUAUCACUGAUAGCAAUAUUGACAGGUUGCACAAUGAAUAUUGGUCAGGUGUUAAUGGCCAGUGGGAUUCCACUGGUUCUUGGAGAGAUUGGACUCACACUAUGUCAGUAGAAUCAUUUGAGGGAAGCAAAUUAGAUUUAUUACCUUAUGUAAAUAUUGACUAAAUAACACAGCAGUUAUUGUUUAACACACAUAGUGACUAUGAUAAAUUAUUGUUUGGUAAUGGAUCCCAGUUGCUUCUCAUCUAAAUUGUUGGAUGUGAGAAUGAGAAAACGGUAUUUGUUUGUAGAGUAAAUACUAACAACCAAAACUUUCAACAUCUCCACUUAUUUUAGUGCAACUUCAUUAAGAAAAAAAAAAAGAUAAUGUAUAAAAAAUAAAAAAUCCUAAUUGAAGUAUUGAGAUGGUAAAACAAGUAGAAAAGCUGGGUGAUGGCUGUUAUUGGUAA
Molecule: messenger RNA, 2295 nt
Organism: Octopus bimaculoides (California two-spot octopus)
Lineage: Eukaryota; Metazoa; Mollusca; Cephalopoda; Octopoda; Octopodidae
Biological process (GO): regulation of transcription by RNA polymerase II; positive regulation of gene expression
Cellular component (GO): nucleus; mediator complex; core mediator complex
Molecular function (GO): transcription coregulator activity
Source: RefSeq, a predicted model, not a curated record